Molecule: messenger RNA, 719 nt
Organism: Sturnus vulgaris (Common starling)
Lineage: Eukaryota; Metazoa; Chordata; Aves; Passeriformes; Sturnidae
Gene: NAA50
Product: N-alpha-acetyltransferase 50, NatE catalytic subunit
Biological process (GO): mitotic sister chromatid cohesion
Cellular component (GO): NatA complex
Molecular function (GO): acyltransferase activity, transferring groups other than amino-acyl groups
Source: RefSeq, a predicted model, not a curated record
GAUCGGGAUCGAGAUCAGGAUCAGGAGGAGACUGAGCCGCCCGCGCUGAGCACGGGGAGGCCGGAGCCGCACCCGCACCGCCGGGCCCUGGACGCAGCCAGUGCGGACGCCGGGCAGGCCGCGGACGCACCAUGAAGGGUAGCCGGAUCGAGCUGGGAGAUGUGACGCCACACAACAUUAAACAGCUGAAGAGGCUAAACCAGGUCAUUUUUCCUGUCAGCUACAAUGACAAGUUCUACAAGGAUGUACUGGAGGUUGGCGAACUUGCCAAACUAGCCUAUUUCAAUGAUAUUGCAGUGGGAGCAGUGUGCUGUAGGGUGGAUCACUCCCAGAACCAGAAGAGACUGUACAUUAUGACACUUGGAUGCCUGGCACCCUACCGAAGGCUAGGAAUAGGAACUAAAAUGCUGAAUCAUGUCUUAAACAUCUGUGAAAAAGAUGGCACUUUUGACAACAUCUAUCUGCAUGUCCAGAUCAGCAACGAAUCUGCAAUUGACUUCUACAGAAAGUUUGGCUUUGAGAUCAUUGAGACGAAGAAGAACUACUACAAGAGGAUAGAGCCUGCAGAUGCUCACGUGCUGCAGAAAAACCUCAAAGCCCCUUGUCUUGGCCAGAAUGCAGAUGUGCAAAAGACCGACAACUGAACAAAACCCCAGUGGACACUUUCUUGCACUUGCUUGUCGCCAAAUAAGGAAAGAGAGGCCUCUUUUUUUUUUUUU